AACCACGCGCCGGUCCCUUUCAUUGUUGUGGUCGUGAUCUUCUCUCCGUUGAUCUGCAUACAUAUAUACGCCGCGCGCCCUGCCACCGGCACCUCUCUCCCUCCGCAGUGCACCUCAGGCUCCCCUCUCGCCUCGUCUUUCCCAUAACACGCGUGCUCUGCCUCUGCCCUUGACGGGCAGGAAGUACAUCGCGCGCCAAUCCGCAUCGUCUCCUGUCGCUGGACGUUCCCUCUCAAGCACCCCGCCAUGCCCGCGCCCGUGCAGUCGUUCGAUAUUCUGCUUGAUGUCGUGAACGAUACGCAAGACAAUGUGACCGUCCAGCUCGAGCGCGACUACGGCGUGUCUGGCUCUGCCGUAGCCCUCGUCCGCCCCGCCGAAUCGCUCUCCCUCGUCCUCGAAUCCGGGUCCGUGUACCGCUAUGCGCUGAAGACGCAAACGCGCGUCGCGAAUGUCACUGCUCGAGGGUGGAGGGACAUGCGCCUCGCGGUGUCCAGCGUAUUUGCAAGCGUACUGCCGGAGAACAGAGCAACGCCCUCGCCGCCGUCCAACGGCGUGGUAGUGACACGUCUAUGGCGAGACUACCGCUGCUCCGUGUACAACGCGCGCAUAGGCGGCACCAGUGCGCCAUAGCCACAGGUCGGUGUCGCGCUCCCCUGCAGCGUGCGCAAGCUGACGUCGUCCUCCCAGACGCCCCUGCAUAUUGCAUUGUCACGUCCUUCCCCAGGCCCACGUAAAUGCCUCCAUUCCACGGACUUACUACUGAGCAUAUCACUGUAAACAAGCCUGCCGCACCAUAUGUUGUGGCGUUAAUUACCGGGCGGUCAGCUACUUCUUGUCGGACCCUUGCUUGAUUUUGGGGGGCAUUAUGGGCGGAUCGCGGGCGACGGCGGCGGGGGUUGUCUGUCUCCGGAGGUUGUUGCGGCAUUAGUAGGCACGACGUUGCAAGUCAGUGCCCGCUACGCUGGUGACC
Messenger RNA from Schizophyllum commune H4-8, 970 nucleotides. RefSeq lists its product as uncharacterized. NCBI's taxonomy places the organism in Eukaryota, Fungi, Basidiomycota, Agaricomycetes, Agaricales, Schizophyllaceae. The record is from RefSeq and is a predicted model, not a curated record. The transcript is spliced from 4 exons. The coding region runs from base 247 to 630 and encodes 127 amino acids.